CUAAUUAUCGAUCCGGGUUGAUUAGUGGAAAACUUCAGAGUUGCUUUCUGAUCCACAAUAACCGAGCACGCAAGGUCCUCCGCUCCCAGUUACCGGUCCGCCGUCGCCCCGUUUCUCUCGAGCCUCUACGAACCGUUAGACCGAGGAUCUAUGCGCCCAGAUCGCCAAAGAAAGGGCUUUUCUAUUACUCCCGGACUAGGAACAACUUUCAUUAAUACUGAGCCGGCAAUCUGGAUACUUACCGGCGCGCUGGCUCGCGGCGCGACGACGCGGUUUUCUUUAGAAUAGCAUAGGUGUGGCAAGCGGUGGUUGUCGCUUCAGCUUUCAACCCUUCCGUCAUCGGCUACACCGCGGAAUAGCACGCGCACUAGGUUUUAAGGGUCGAACAAUUUACCUUCGAUAUUUAAUGUCACAAUGACGGUGGAUGUACAGGAUAGCACCUCGGCGCCCCCAGCCGAUCGCAGAGGGCCCGAACUGGAGGCCGGAGGCGUCGGGGAACAGUCAGAGCAGUCCAAGAGCAAGAGCAAUGGCGAUGGAAAUGCGCCUGUGGAAACUGGCCAGAAACCAAACCCGAAGGAUCCAUCAAGACCGCGACGGAAGAAAGCACGGAGGGCUUGCUUUGCUUGUCAACGGGCGCAUCUGACUUGCGGUGACGAAAGGCCGUGUCAACGGUGUAUCAAACGUGGCCUCCAAGAUGCGUGUCACGAUGGGGUUCGCAAAAAAGCCAAAUAUCUUCAUGAUGCGCCAGAUGGAGCGUUGAUGCCUGGAAUCGGCGGGAAUUUCUAUAAUAACACGAUGCGGAAUAACUUGCCCUUGUCUAGAAAUGGCGCCAAUGCAGUUAAUGCCACUACCCAGCCGAAUUCCAGUCCCAAUUUCUACCCCACGCCGCAGUCGAACUCCUAUAGUGUCUAUCAGGAAAAUACUAUGAACCAAAAUUCUUUCACCUCGCAGUCCCCUGUUUCGCCGACCUUUACCCUGAAAACUAACCCAGCCGCUCGAAACAACAGCCUUUCAUCACAAGUUGGUCAGCAGCCGCCCAGCACCGGCGUGUCCGGCACGGCCAAUCCAAGCCAAAAUCCAUUUGCCGGGCCCUUCUUUGACCCCAGUGACCCGGCCCUCUUUAACUUUGACCUGUCCAGUAUGAACUUUGAGAACCGUUAUGGUGCGUUGGAGUUUGGCAUGCUUGGACAUAUGGCUACUGGGGCUGGUGACUCACCCAGUGAUUCCGCUACCCAGCGAGGCUCGAUGGGACGUAGUGGCUCGGCUCAAUUCGCCGGCACGCCGAUCACCGGCACUGCAACUUUUGGCGAGAGCCCUGGAGGUCAACAGCCGUUCAUUUUUGGCGAUCCUCUUCUGAAUGAAUGGUCCAGCGGACAACCCACGGGCCAAACUCAUGUAAAUGUUGGAGGCGUUUACCCACAGUCCGGCCAAGGAAGUGUAAUACCGGGACACUUGACUAAAGCAGAUGCACCACAUGCGUUUGCGAUCGAAAGCGGCCCUGGAGGCUUUGCUAGCCCCAAUGCAACGACCAGUCCUCAAAUGACGACAGGCUUUGACGACGCUACGUUCAGCAGUGCUGUGACAGCAAAGCCAAAUGGCCUCUCGGCAAACGGACCACGACCUACGAUCACGACACCGAGUUUAAAGCACCAAAACUUACAGGUUGGGGUUAGACGACGCCAACGGAACCCCUCAUCCAUAUAUGAGAACGUGAAGGAGCCGUAUGCCUACACCAAUCGUUUCCAUAAUCUGACCGCGUUCAUCCAGCGACGCUUUUCGCCACAGAAGACUUUGCAGAUCGCCAAGGCACUGGCGUCGAUCCGCCCGUCUUUCAUUGCGACGACCAAGACUCUGAACCGGGACGACCUGAUAUUCAUGGAGAAAUGUUUCCAGCGAACCUUGUUCGAAUAUGAAGACUUUAUCAAUGCCUGUGGAACCCCGACCAUCGUUUGUCGACGUACGGGGGAAAUUGCGGCUGUAGGAAAGGAAUUCAGUAUUCUUACCGGGUGGAAGAAAGACGUCCUCCUAGGUAAGGAGCCCAACCUGAAUGUCAAUACAGGUGGCUCUGUUCCGGGCUCGGGAACAUCGUCACGGAGCUUUACUCCACGGGGCUCCAUAGCGGAAAGCACUCCUGGUCGCCCGCAACCAGUGUUCUUGGCUGAGCUGCUUGAUGACGACAGUGUGGUGGAAUUCUACGAUGAUUUUGCCCGACUCGCCUUUGGGGACUCACGUGGUAGUGUCAUGACGACAUGCAAACUGUUGAAAUACAAAACGAAGGAGGACAUGGAGAAUCAGUCGGAUGACAAUCAGCGGUGGAACAGUCAUCUGCGCAAAGGAGGGAUCGCCAGUGAGGCGGGAAUGAAUCAGCUGGGCUUUAAAGACGGCAAAGUUGAAUGCGCAUACUGCUGGACAGUAAAACGAGACGUAUUUGACAUCCCUAUGCUUAUUGUGAUGAAUUUUUUGCCAUGCAUUUGAUUUUAUUUAUUGUAUUAUGGGUAAUGCAAGGUACCAUUGUUGCUAUAAUCCACAUGUACGGCCAACUUCUGGGAGGAUCAAAAAAAUGUUGUGUUCUCUGUUGUCUUGUUGCUUCCCUUGACUUUAUUGAUAUGCCCUUGUAUCCUGGCACUGGUACAUAAGUGUUUGUAUGAUUCCCAAGGGGCUGUUUAUAGGGCUCCUCUGUUUCUGAUUUUUCUAUUGUAUAUAUGUGGCUGCACAUAUCAAGGGUGAUAUAUUCUUGAACAAGCGAAGUACGCGACCCUAGCCUCUGAUUACCGGAGAGCGUAUCUAUAGUGAAACAAGG
Molecule: messenger RNA, 2800 nt
Organism: Aspergillus pseudonomiae
Lineage: Eukaryota; Fungi; Ascomycota; Eurotiomycetes; Eurotiales; Aspergillaceae
Product: Zn(II)2Cys6 transcription factor domain-containing protein
Exons: 3
Coding region: 415-2475 (686 amino acids)
Biological process (GO): regulation of DNA-templated transcription; cellular response to starvation
Cellular component (GO): nucleus
Molecular function (GO): DNA-binding transcription factor activity, RNA polymerase II-specific; zinc ion binding; RNA polymerase II transcription regulatory region sequence-specific DNA binding
Source: RefSeq, a predicted model, not a curated record